CGCGCGGGAGGGUCCGACCCCGCAGCCCGACGAGGGCGAGCGGCGGCGGGUGGGCGAGCUGGGCAAUAGGAAACGGUUUAUGAGGAGGGAGUGGUGGAGCCGGGCCAGGCAGGAAGGCGCUGGGACAGCAAGCAGUGGCUCCGGCCCCUUCGCAGCCCGGGGAGGCCCGCGCGGAGCGAGCAGCGAGCGGCCCGUCGUGGGGAGCCGGCCCCGCCGCGCCCCGAGCCCUGCUGGCAGCCCUGGCCCAGAGGCCCUAGAAUAUACAUUUCAUUGUUUGAGGCCACAUGCAGCUGUCACGGCUUACUCUAGACUCUCUGCUUCAGGAUCACUUCUGGUAGGGAUUGGGAAGCCAUAUGGAUGCUGAGAAUCAUAUCCAGGACCAUGACCUCCGAGCUCCCCAGGAGAAGCCUCCUGCUGCUACUGACAGCCUUGGGUCUGACCCCAGGCAACCCUGUAAAGCCCUCUCGGGGCCCAAUGGUGACAUGCACGUGUGAGAAUCCACAUUGCAGGGGCCCGACCUGUCAGGGGUCCUGGUGCACCGUGAUGCUGGUAAGGGAGGAGGGCAGACAACCCCAGGAGCAUCGGGGCUGUGGGAAUCUACACCAGGAGCUCUGCAGAUCACGGCCCACCACAUUUGUCAGCCACUACUGCUGCUACAAAUCGUUCUGCAAUCACAAUGUGACGUUGGUGCUUGAAGCCACCCAAACUCCAGAUCAUCCCGAGCUUGAUGGUCAGCUGCCUCUGAUCUUGGGUCCUAUACUGGCCUUGUUGGUCCUGGUGGCUCUGGGCACCUUGGGCCUAUGGCAUGUCCGGCGGAGGCAGGAGAAGCAGCGGAGCCUGCUCAGCGAGUUGGGCGAGUCCAGUCUCAUCCUGAAGGCCUCAGAGCAGGGGGACAGCAUGUUGGGGGACUUUCUGGACAGUGACUGCACCACGGGUAGUGGCUCAGGACUCCCCUUCCUGGUGCAGAGGACAGUGGCACGACAGGUGGCCUUGGUGGAAUGUGUGGGAAAGGGCCGUUAUGGGGAGGUGUGGCGAGGCCUGUGGCAUGGUGAGAGUGUGGCAGUCAAGAUCUUCUCCUCCAGGGAUGAGCAGUCCUGGUUCCGGGAGACAGAAAUCUACAACACAGUGUUACUCAGACAUGACAACAUCCUAGGCUUCAUUGCCUCGGACAUGACUUCCCGCAAUUCCAGCACGCAGCUUUGGCUCAUCACUCACUACCAUGAGCACGGCUCUCUCUACGACUUUCUGCAAAGGCAAACGCUGGAUCCCCAGCUGGCCUUGAGGCUAGCAGUGUCUGCAGCCUGUGGCCUGGCACACCUGCACGUGGAGAUUUUUGGCACGCAGGGCAAGCCGGCCAUAGCCCACCGCGACCUCAAGAGCCGCAACGUGCUGGUCAAGAGCAACUUGCAGUGUUGCAUUGCUGACCUGGGCCUGGCUGUGAUGCACUCCCAGAGCAGCGAUUACCUGGACAUCGGCAACAACCCUCGAGUGGGCACCAAGCGGUACAUGGCUCCUGAGGUGUUGGAUGAGCAGAUUCGCACAGACUGCUUUGAGUCUUACAAGUGGACUGACAUCUGGGCCUUUGGCCUGGUACUGUGGGAGAUUGCCCGGCGAACCAUUGUCAACGGCAUUGUGGAGGACUACCGACCCCCUUUCUAUGAUGUGGUGCCUAAUGACCCCAGCUUUGAGGACAUGAAGAAGGUGGUGUGUGUUGACCAGCAGACGCCCACCAUCCCCAACCGACUAGCUGCAGACCCGGUCCUGUCAGGAUUGGCUCAGAUGAUGCGGGAGUGCUGGUACCCCAACCCCUCUGCUCGCCUCACAGCUCUAAGGAUCAAGAAGACACUGCAGAAACUCAGCCACAGUCUGCAGAAGCCCAAAGUGAUUUACUAGCCCAGAUCCUGAGCCUGGUUUCUCUUUGCCUGUAUCUGGUGGGAGCAGAGGGUGGUGGGGUGUGGGGACCCAUCUGUGCAGAGGGGAUGUGAGUGUAUGGGUUAGGGAGGGGUGAUUGUGUCUGCCCAGCUCACCCCAUCCCCUGCCAAAAAUACAGCUGGGCUGAAAUCUGAUCUCCACUGUCUAGCCAGCUCCAGGCAGCAGGCGCCCUGACUGGCUCCAUCCCCACCCCCCAGCCCCAGCCCCCUGCCUCCACCAAUUCCAGGACUAGAUGCAAAGAAGGCUUCAAAUACUGUGCUGGCCUAACCUGAGAAUCACAGGCCCAAGCCCCCACCCCCAUCAUACCUGCAUUUUAAGCCUUCCUUGGGAGAUUCCCCAUGGUCCUACCAGCACACACGGUCUGGUAAGGUCUUAUAGAUAUCCAGCUCUUCCAGGCCUCAACCUUUGGCACAAGCUCUAGACAGCCAGUCUCAUCAGUUUCUUUUUGCAGCCUGGAACUCACUUCCUUACCCCUUCCCCUCUCUUUCUCUCUGACAACUCUCUCUGAAUGCCAACUGACUAGUGAGCUGGGGCCUGAUUAUCGAUCCCUCAUCCCUCAUGCUCGCUGACAAACUAGACCAAAGUAGGGAGGGUCAUUUGCCAGUGAAGAGGUGUCAGGAGCAAGAGAUAAAGGCCAGAACUUUUAGAAUAACAAGUCAUGGCAAAGCCAGCAUACCUGGGGGAUGUCUAGGAGGCAGAAACCCUAGUCAGGUCCUAGGUGCUGGCUUUAUGUGAGAAGGAUGAGGCAUUCUCUGUCCUUGGACCUGAAAGGUUUGAAAGAUUUGGUCUUGAUGUACUUGAGGUCUUUUCAGCUCUAAUAGUCUGAAAGUUCAGCCUGGUUCUGAGCUGAGUCAUACUUACUUCUUCUAUUCCUUGGCACUUUGCCUCAAGAUGGAGAUUUGAAAAUAACUUUAUUAGAGGCCAGGAAUAGUCUCUUUCUACAAGCCCCAUUCCUAGCCAAUCUGUAGAAGGCGCUGGCCUUGAGUUCAGGCCAACUACGCUGGCCAAUAAGUCAGCCAUAGAACCCUCUGUGGCUUAGCCUCUUCCACCCCAGAUAGGGACUAUGGAGCUUCUUAUAGGACCUCCAAGGUUCAGAAGAAAUUUAGCUGCAGUCAUUAAGCCUCUAGCACCCAUGCUCCUCUUCUCACUUGCCCCUGGACAGGCUGUAAAUGAACCAGGUUUUAGGGUUUCUUGAACAUUUCCCCAGCACCUUCCCAGGCCUGACUCCCAGCAUUGCACAAGAGGACAACCAGAAAGUGAAACAGGGUGAAAAGAGACUACAGGCAUGUGCUUUCCCACAUCAUCAAACCUGUGUGUCCAUGGCCUGUUACAAAUGUGGGCUACAAACCUACCGUCUGGGAAUUGGGG
Messenger RNA from Suncus etruscus (white-toothed pygmy shrew), 3300 nucleotides. It is a transcript of the gene ACVRL1, whose product is annotated as activin A receptor like type 1. The transcript has 11 exons. Gene Ontology annotation, molecular function: SMAD binding; ATP binding; transforming growth factor beta receptor activity, type I. The record is from RefSeq and is a predicted model, not a curated record. Gene Ontology annotation, biological process: protein phosphorylation; transforming growth factor beta receptor signaling pathway; dorsal/ventral pattern formation. Bases 358 to 1893 code for a protein of 511 amino acids. NCBI's taxonomy places the organism in Eukaryota, Metazoa, Chordata, Mammalia, Eulipotyphla, Soricidae. Gene Ontology annotation, cellular component: plasma membrane; BMP receptor complex.